Lachancea sp. 'fantastica' is the source of this 609-nucleotide messenger RNA. The record is from the annotation of a GenBank genome assembly. Lineage: Eukaryota; Fungi; Ascomycota; Saccharomycetes; Saccharomycetales; Saccharomycetaceae.
AUGAAGCUCUUUGUAUUUAGCUUGGUAUCUCUACUAUGGCUCGUUGGGUGUAACGCUCACACAGUGCUGCUUCCAGCUUACGGACAGCGUUGUUUUUAUGAAACAUUGAAAGCGAAAGAUGAGCUGGCAAUCUCUUUCCAAUUUGGCGACAGAUCUCCAGAAUCGACAGACCAAAUGACGGGGGACUUUUUCGUGUAUGGUCCUAACAGACGUGAAGCUCUCAAAGAAGAAAGAGACGUUUCGCACGGUGAUGUUCAUAUCAGUGUUCCACAGGACGGCAAGUUUGAGUACUGUUUUUCGAAUGAAAGAUCGGGCGCCACAACGAAAGAUGUGACUUUCAACAUAGAGGGCGUUGUGUAUGUGGACUACAACGACCCCAAGGCAGACUCGUUGGACGGUGCCGUAAAACAGCUGUCAAGAUUGACACGGGAACUGAGAAACGAACAGAGCUACAUCGUCAUUAGAGAAAGAACUCACAGAAACACUGCGGAGUCCACAAACGACCGUGUCAAGUGGUGGUCUGUUUUCCAACUUUUUGUUGUGAUUGUCAAUUCGUUGUUCCAGAUUUACUACUUGAGGCGUUUCUUUGAAGUAACGUCAUUUGUGUAA